AUGUUUCCGCCUACUCUCUUGAUUAUUUUGAAUCUGAUUUUAAUUGCACUUGCGUCCGGACUGAGCAAGAAAGCUGUUAUAGAUGACUGUCUUGCCGUGGCAAAGGUUCCAUACAACACGCAGAAUUCAUCUCAGUGGAUGGCCGAUGCCACUCCAUUCAACGUUCGAAUACCCUACGUACCCGCUUCGAUUGCCGUUCCUCUUACAACCAAACAUAUUCAAGCCGCGGUAAAAUGUGGGAGGGACAACGGAGUGAAGGUCACUCCGAAAUGUGGUGGCCAUAGCUAUGCCAACUUUGGCUUUGGUGGCGAAGACGGACAUUUGAUGCUUGAGCUUGAUCACAUGUACAAUGUUACCGUAGAUAACGCUACUGGUAUCGCCACUGUACAAGCAGGCAGUCGGCUGGGACACAUUGCAACUGAGUUGCAGAAGCAGGGUAAUAAGGCCUUCAGUCAUGGUACAUGUCCUGGUGUAGGGAUAGCUGGCCAUAUUCUCCACGGAGGAUACGGUAUGAGCUCUUUCACCAAAGGACUUGCCCUGGACUGGCUUGUCGGAGCAAAGGUUGUCCUUGCCAAUAGUACCGUUGUCACGGUUUCUGAUAAGGAGAACUCGGAUCUGUUUUGGGCGCUCAAAGGUGCCGGCAGUUCUCUGGGCGUCGUUUCAGAAUUCUAUAUUCAGACCUACAAUGCGCCCGAGCAGGUCACGAGCCUCACCGUAUCCCUUCCAUGGGAUAUUACACAGGCGAUCGACGGCUUUAAAAAGCUACAGACUUGGGCAGAUACCUCAAUGCCUAGGGAACUCAACCUGCGGCUCUCCAUCUCUUCGUUCGGCGCCAGCCUGGAAGGGAACUUCUAUGGCGACAAAGAAAGCCUGAAGACAGUUAUUGAGCCGCUGGUCCAUUUGUUGGGAGGGCGGUACACAUCGGAAACCACAGAUUGGCUAGGAAUUGGCUAG
Molecule: messenger RNA, 954 nt
Organism: Colletotrichum spaethianum
Lineage: Eukaryota; Fungi; Ascomycota; Sordariomycetes; Glomerellales; Glomerellaceae
Product: FAD-linked oxidoreductase sorD
Exons: 2
Coding region: 1-954 (317 amino acids)
Molecular function (GO): FAD binding
Source: RefSeq, a predicted model, not a curated record